Gongylonema pulchrum is the source of this 1308-nucleotide messenger RNA. The record is from the annotation of a GenBank genome assembly. NCBI's taxonomy places the organism in Eukaryota, Metazoa, Nematoda, Chromadorea, Rhabditida, Gongylonematidae.
AAUGUGAUUGAAUUAAUACCGGCCGAUUUUUACGAUGAUUUUCAAUUUUUACCGAACAGUCGACCGUAUCUGCCUUGUCAUAAUUUCCGUAGAUCUUAUGCUGCACUUUGUGAUUUUUAUGAUCAGCCGUUUCGUGAUGAGGUUGUCUGGGAUAUUGAAAAAAUAUACGCUACUCAUGGACUGCAUAUUUUAAGGCUGGAUGAUUUCACACAUUUGCUUCCAAGAGAUCUGCUUCCGAUCGUUGCUGUAUGUCAAUAUUCGUGCUAUUUUACGGGGCUGUUGAUAGACGAUUAUAAAUUGUCUGUUGACCUUGUCGAUGUUAUUUUAUCAGUCAUUCGAUAUUCUCAUUCUUUUACAGUUCUUAUUCUCCGCAACUGUUCACUUCCGAAGGAUUUCGUAGCUUCAUUUGCGAAUGCUGUACAAACUAACAUAUCUCUUCGCCUUUCUGAAAUCGAUUUUUCCAGGAAUGUUCUGGAUGAUAAAAAAAGUUUCGUCGCCUUAUCUUCUGUUUUCCCGAAACUCACUUCCCUUCAGUCGUUAACAUUGGCUGAGUGUGCUUUGUCUGAAAAAAUUAUCAAUCAAGUGUGCUGUGGUAUUUUGCAAGGAAUACGGGCAAAUGCAACUCCGGACUGCAAGCACUUCGUUUCGCUCGAUUUUUCCGGAAACACUUUAAAAGAUGAUGUAAGUGAUUUACUGCAGUUGUUGUCUUUAUGCACCAGCCUUCGAAGUCUGAAUCUCUCCGAUACCGGUUUUAAUAUUGAUAAAUUGUGGGCAUCGCUCAUAUAUGGUGGUUUACAGCUCGAAAUAAUAAAGAGUUCAGUUGCAGUACUGGAAACCUGCCUUCGCGGAGUUGAUGCCUGUUCUCUGUCACUGAGGGACAACUCGCUGGAUCACGAGCUACUACCGGUGGUUUUAGCAAUUUCGCAAAUGCAGCAUCUUACGAAGCUGGACCUAAGUGGACCGAAUUUCCUGAACGUGAAGCGGGGCACCAAAAAUGUGACAGUUGUUUCGAAUAUACUCCUCGAAAUUGUGAAGCUUGUUGGCGAAGAAGAAUCGAGGUUGAACGAGUUAUCGCUAGCGGAUUGUCGAUUAGGAUCGCAUUUGAGCAUUUUGCUGAACACGCUUGGUGUUGCAUCUUCGUUGCAGUAUCUGGACAUAAGUGGUAAUGAAAUGGGUAAUUUUGGUGCACGUCUACUUGCAAAAGCACUGCAGAUCAAUACUUCACUAAAAACUGUUCUGGUCGAUAGAAAUCAAAUCACCGGCGAUGGAUAUGCUGAUAUCGCGCAUUCUCUAAAGCUGUUAGUUUGA